GAAAAUGUUGUCGUUUUAGGAUGUGAAAACGACGAAAAAGUAACUGCAGUUAGUGCGCGCGUAUAAGUAGAAGAACCUUGUGCUGAACUUUUUGACAAGAACGGCAUUUCUAUAGCGGUUUUGCCGUCCAAAUUGUGGGGAAUUUUUAUUGCAUCCCCUGAAAAUGGAGGGAUCGGAGAGCAGUAUCGAUAGCAUUAAUGAAGCUUAUCGGCCGCUGGCUUCUCUUAACUUGGCUUUCAUGUUCCUCUGGUUCGUCUCUGCCGCUUGUUGGACUAUUAAUACAUACAAAAACCGCCACUUUCAGGUCUGUCAUCAUCUAAUUGUUAUGAAAUUGUCUCUUUGUUCCAAAAGGGUUUGUUCGUUUGAUGGCCGAAAUUAAUAUUGCAUAUCUGCCUGCUGCAGAGUUGAAUUUCAAGAACAGUUUUUUUUUUUUUUUGGUUUCUUCAUCUUGUUUUUCUUCUUGUGGGGUGCAAGAUUGUGUUUUUGUUUCUGUUACUGACUAAUUUUCUGAACCUUGUGCUUGUUUUAUGUUACUAGAACAGGCGAAUAAACUACAGUGGACACUUGCGGCUGUUCCAUUAAUCAAGGCGUUGCAGCUGACCUUAUCUUUUAUCUUCUGGUAUUCCUGUUUUUACCUCCAAGUUUGCUCCUUAUGGAUAUCAUUUGGGGUUUUUGUUACUGGAGCCCUCUUUCAAACUGUCACUUUUGUUGCGUUCCUGGUGAUAUCACAUGGAUAUUGUAUCACUUGCGAGCGUCUUUCCAUCACAGAGAGGAGAACUUUAGCUUCUAUUGGGUGUAUAUUCUACUUGACUCUUGUUGGUUACCGUGCAUCAUUACCGUAUUUCUCUGUACUUCUGCUGCUUAACUACUUCAUCACAUUCUACACGAUUUUUCGUCAUGUAUCUCAAAACCUAUCGCUACUUCGGGAACAGUUGAUGAUUAUAGAAGAUGAGGAUGUUCAUGCGAUGCAUGAUGCGAUCCUUACUAAGUACAUCAUGUUCAAGAAAUUUCAAGGUGCAAUGCACAUUGUGGCUAUGGCAGAAUUUGCAAUAUUCAUUAACAUGGAUAGUUCAUUGGAGAACUAUUGGGUUCGGUUGGUGGUUCGAGAAUGGGCGCACUUGUGCAUCUUUGCUUAUGUCGGAUGGACUUUCCGGUCAAAAGACUUAGCGCCGCGUUUUUCAGUUAUGCCUACUUUAAAGGAUAAAGAGAAGAAAAUGGUGCCUCCCAUCUACCGCAUUGAAAUGGAUGCAGCAACUUUUAAAGAUUUCAGGAGUCGUGAGUGGCAUAUUGGCGUGCCAACUUCUCCGGAGAAAGGUCGCUUUCAGGAUUCAGUCUUAGUUGUGAUUCAGCACCCUCACGUGGAUAGGGCUAGGAUGAAUUCAGCAGCAGCUAGUACAGUGCCUGCUGUUUCUACCUCUAACCUGGCUAACAACCCUCACUUGUUCUCCAUUGAAGAACAAAAAGAAUUGAAGAAACACCGAGUAUAGAUACAUUCGUGUAUAUAUAUACAAUUCCACCGUACAAAAAUUUUCUGCCUCCUUACGAAAAGAUUAGAUUGAUUGAUAUUGAUGCAUCAGACAUGUAGUCAUUAACAUGAAUGCAGAGACCUCUAACUCCAGAGGCUCUUUGGUUGUUACGCCCAGGCCAAAAAGAAGUCUGGUCAUUACACAGUGUAUCUGUAACUGGAUGUUGUAUUUUUAUACCUCAUAGAUGUUUCUUCAUUGUAAACAAUGCAGGAAAAGACACAAUUGUUUUGCGGUGUUUUCAAAUUUCUUAAUGCAAUUUAUGAGCCCUUGUAUACUACAACCUCCAUUUCGGAUUCCGAAAUUAUUGUCUAGUUUAUAUUUUUGUUUUUAGUACAAA
This is a messenger RNA of Oldenlandia corymbosa var. corymbosa, 1863 nucleotides long. The record is from the annotation of a GenBank genome assembly. Lineage: Eukaryota; Viridiplantae; Streptophyta; Magnoliopsida; Gentianales; Rubiaceae.